Messenger RNA from Candida tropicalis MYA-3404, 2463 nucleotides. RefSeq names its product Kip4p (gene KIP4). The transcript has a single exon. Lineage: Eukaryota; Fungi; Ascomycota; Pichiomycetes; Serinales; Debaryomycetaceae. Bases 1 to 2463 code for a protein of 820 amino acids. Gene Ontology annotation, molecular function: microtubule binding; microtubule motor activity; ATP binding. The record is from RefSeq and is a predicted model, not a curated record. Gene Ontology annotation, biological process: microtubule-based movement; mitotic spindle organization.
AUGUCAAGUACAAGAUCAUUUGAAGGUGAUAUAACAACGUCUUCUUCUUCUCAUAAAAGUAUAGAAUACUAUGACGAUUCAAUUCAUACAAAUACUGUUCCUUCUUCACCGUUUAAUUUCCUAACUCCUUCUCAAGCAAGAACUUCAACUUUUUCAUUAGAUUCUUCUAUAACUACUAUCAAUAAUAUAAAAGUUAUUUGUCGAUUUCGACCUGAAAAUGACAUUGAAUUGAAUAAUGGUGGUAGUUCAAUAGUUGAGUUCCCAAAUAGUCAAACUGUAACAUUACAUGGAAAAGAUUAUACUGGUCAAUAUACUUUUGAUCGAAUUUUUCCUCCUGAUUCUUCACAAUUGGAUAUUUAUCAAUUUUCUAUUGCUGAAACUGUUGAUGAUUUAAUUAAUGGAUAUAAUGGUACUGUCUUAGCUUAUGGUCAAACGGGUUCUGGUAAAUCUUAUACCAUGUUGGGAGGUAAUAAUGCCAAUAAUAAUUUUAUGAAUGAUCCUGAAACGUUUGGUAUUGCUCCAAGAAUAUCUCAUGAAAUAUUUGAAAGAAUAACUGCUAAUGAAAUGGAGUCAAAUGAAGUUGAAUAUACUGUGGAAAUUUCAUUUAUGGAAAUUUAUUUGGAACAAAUUAAAGAUUUAAUUGAUGUCAAUAAUGAUGAAGAUUUUACUAUUCAUGAAGAUAAAUCAAAUGGUAUUUAUGUUAAAGGAUUAACUACUAAAACUGUUACUAAUGAAUUGGAAUUGUUAAAUUAUCUUGAAAAUGGUUUAAAAUAUCGAUCAAUUUCUUCAACUCAUAUGAAUCAAGAAUCUUCAAGAUCACAUACUAUUUUCCAUAUUAAAUUGACUCAAAAACAUGUUGAAACUGAAACUAUUAAACGUUCAAAUUUAUUUUUAGUUGAUCUUGCUGGUAGUGAAAAAAUUGAUAAAACUGGUGCUCAGGGUCAAACGUUACAAGAAGCUAAAAAAAUUAAUAGUUCGUUAUCUGCUUUGGGUAAUGUGAUUAAUGCUUUAACUGAUGGUAAAUCAACUCAUAUUCCUUAUAGAGAUUCAAAAUUGACAAGAAUUUUACAAGAAUCAAUUGGUGGUAAUUCAAGAACUUCAUUGAUUAUAAAUUGUUCACCUUCAUCAUUUAAUGAAUUGGAAACUUUAUCAACACUUCGGUUUGGUACUAGAGCUAAAUGUAUUAAGAAUAGUGCUCAUGUUAACACAGAAUUGAGUACUGCUUCUUUGAAGAAUAAGAUUAUUCAAUUGGAAAAGAUUAAUCAAAAUAAUCAAGCCUAUAUUAAACAAUUGGAAGAUGAGUUAUCUUCUAGUAGAUCAGUGUCAUCCCCUCUGAUGUUUUCAAUGUUGAGAAGUAGUACAACAAGUGCUGCCACGUCAAUAGCUACCAAACCAAGUAUGGCUACAUUUCAAUCAAGAUUACCAACUAUGCCAUCAUCGGCUUCAGUCAUUUCAUCUACUGCACCAAGUAUCAAAUCAACUACAUCUCAUGUUAAUAUGAGUGAGGAAUUGGAUCGUCGAGAUAAAAAAAUUGAAGAGUUGGAAAAUGUUAUAUUGAAUUUAAAAAUGGCUAAUUUGAAAACAUCACAUCAAGAGGAGAGUAAAUUAUUUUCAUUGGAGAAUUCAUUGCAUAAUAUUAGUAAUAAAUUGAAUGAAGUUGAAUUGAUUAAUGUUAAUUUAAGAAAACAUUUAUUGAUUAGUGAAAAAAUCAUUGAAAGCAGAGAUAAUAAGAUUAAUAAAUUGAAACUUGCUUUGAAGGAUCAACAAUUGUUAAUUGCUAGAGAAACAAUGGGAUUUAAAAAUAGAUUGGGAGAGAUUCAAAUCAAAUUGGAAGAUUUGAAUAAAUAUAAAGAAGAAGAGAUGAGUAUUAAAAGAGAAACAUUAUUAUUACAAAGACAACAAAGUGUUUCAAGUUCAAGAGAUGUUAGUUCUGCAGCAACUAUAAGACCGGAUAAGAAUCGUUCACCCGAAGAUGAUUCACAAAGUAUUUCUGAAAUUAAACCUGAUCCAGAAUUGAUUGAUCAAUCAUUUGAUGAUUUAGAUCAUUCCAAAACAUUGGUUAAUUCAUCAAAUGAACAAUUGAAACGUAGCUAUAGUGAUGGAUCAAUGCAUGAAGGAUUUUCAAUAUAUUCAUCUCAAAAAUUGGAUGAUUUAAAACCAAUUAAUUUUCAACAAGAAUAUAUUUCAAUUAGUGAUUUUUUAAAAGAAAGUAGAAGAAGAUCAUUAUUAAUGGCACCUCCAACAAUUGCCAGUGCAUCAGAAAUUCCAUCACCAAAAAUUCCUGAAUUGAAUGAUAGUUCAGAUACUUCAGGUAUGUUUAAAAAUGAAGAAUAUGAAAAUAAUUUAUCACCAUCUGGUAAAUUACGUAAAAAUCGUCGUCGUAAUUCAAGUUCAGUUAGUUUGAAUAAAAAAAUCGUUAGACCUUUAAAAGGAGCUCAUUCAUUUGGUUUAUUCAGUUCAUAA